CAAAACUCAGUUUCUGAAAGCCGGUCAGCUCCACAUUCAGGUCUGUGAGACUCAAACAUUCCCAAACAAGAUGGCAGGGCAAGUAAAGCAGUACAUGGCCUGGCUUAUUUCUCCUAAAAUGCUGUUGUUGACAUGUUUUGUGAUUGUGGCGGCUUUUGGGAUUCAGUUCUUUGAGCAACAGAACAGUUCUUCAGAUGAACAAGUUCAAGAAAUCAGUGACGAGCUUCGAAUCCUGUUGAUCGGAAAGACAGGCGUGGGCAAAAGUGCAACAGGAAACACCAUACUUGGUAAAAAGGCUUUUAAAUCUGAUAUGUCUUCAUCUGUAACCACACAGUGUGAGAAAGAAAAUGGACAUGUUCAUGGAAGAAAAGUGUCUGUUAUUGACUCUCCAGGGCUGUUUGACACUCAGUUAUCUGUAGAUGAGGUGGUCGGUCGGAUUAAGCUGUGCAUUCCCUUCUCUGCUCCAGGACCUCAUGUCUUUUUAGUUGUGAUUCAAAUAAGUAGAUUUACAGAGGAAGAAGAAAAAACAGUUCAGCUAUUUCAAGCCAUUUUUGGAGAAAAGUCCUCCAAGUACACUAUGGCUCUCUUCACUCAUGGAGAUCAACUAAAGGGGAAAAAUAUUCAUCAGUUUGUUCGAAACAAUACAAAGCUUUUGAAUUUUAUCAUGAAAUGCAAUGGAGGAUACCAUAUGUUUAAUAAUGAAGACCAGAAUCCAGAACAAGUCAUCCAGCUUCUGGACCAGAUUGAUAUGAUGGUCACUGUAAAUGGUGGAGAACAUUACACUACAGAGAUGCUUCAGGAAGCAGAGAGAGAGACAGAAGCGGAGAAACAGCAAAUCUUCAAAGAAAAUGAAGCACGGAGACAGAAGGAAAUAGAAUAGCUGAAGAAGAUGGUU
This is a messenger RNA of Tachysurus fulvidraco (yellow catfish), 895 nucleotides long. RefSeq names its product GTPase IMAP family member 9-like. The record is from RefSeq and is a predicted model, not a curated record. The coding region runs from base 71 to 880 and encodes 269 amino acids. The transcript has 4 exons. Lineage: Eukaryota; Metazoa; Chordata; Actinopteri; Siluriformes; Bagridae. Gene Ontology annotation, molecular function: GTP binding.